Molecule: messenger RNA, 3296 nt
Organism: Centruroides sculpturatus (bark scorpion)
Lineage: Eukaryota; Metazoa; Arthropoda; Arachnida; Scorpiones; Buthidae
Product: structural maintenance of chromosomes protein 6-like
Exons: 9
Biological process (GO): double-strand break repair via homologous recombination
Cellular component (GO): site of double-strand break; nucleus; Smc5-Smc6 complex
Molecular function (GO): damaged DNA binding; single-stranded DNA binding
Source: RefSeq, a predicted model, not a curated record
CGUGGUAUAGAGUCCAUAUUACUCAUUGAAGACAACAGAGAAGCUAGAAAUGUCAUGUUGGAUAAUGUACCUCGUAACUGUCAUGAAACAUUUACGAUUGUGGGAGACCAGUUAUAUGCAUCUCCUUUUCGAUAUUAUUCUAACUCUAAAAAGACUGCAGAUUACCUGCAAGGAAGUGUUGAAGAUAAAAUUAGGGAGAAAAAAGAAGAAAUUGAAAAUUUGCAAAAUCUCCAAAAAAGUAUUCAAGCAGAUAUUAGUAAAAUAUCUCAAGCGCUUAAUAAUUACCAGUCUGAAAACAAUAAGCUCACAGUCACCAUAGAGAAAAUUCACAGAUCCGUUGCCCAGAUUAAUUUGAAAAUUAUCGAAUUGAAAAAUGCAGAAGAACCGGAACCCAUCGAUGCUAAAGUUCUUGAAGAAGAGUUGGAAAUGAUGUAUUCUCAAAUAAUAGACAUGAAGCAGAAAGAAGAAAUUCUUACAGAAGAAUUCAGAAAAGCCGAAAUCAGGGUUAAAAAAGCCAAUGAUGAAUAUAACAAUAAAGAUAAUGCUCUUCAUCAUCUGUUAAAUAACAUUGAACCUUUAAAGGAUUCCCUUCGAAAUAUACAGAGUCAUGUUGAACAGGCAAAACUAAACAAGCAACAUUAUGAAAAGAAACUGAAAGAACAUGAACGAGUCAUUGCUGAUUUAGAUAAAGAAUAUCAAGCUUCGAAAGCCGUUUAUGAAGGAGACAUUUCUAAGGCAGAAAAGAUUAGUCCAAAAAUUCAGACAAGAAGAAUGCCAUAUGACAUCGAAAUGGAAAUAAAUCAAAUCGAAAAACAACUGAGAUUAGAAGAAGAAAAACGAGGAAGUAGAGAGGAAGUGAACGAGAGAUAUUCCGAAACCAAAAUGAAAUACGAACAGAUAAAAUCUGAUAUACAACUAAUAGAAAACUUCACCGAGAAACUCAGCAGCGUAAUGGUAGAACGUAAACAGGCUUAUAGUAAUUUCCGUCAACAGCUGUCUCUCAGAGUAAGGUAUCUCUUCAUCACGGCAUUGUCUCAACGCAAUUAUUCUGGAAAAAUAGAAUUUGAUCACAAAAAAGGCUUAUUAGAGAUCAAAAUUCAGCCAAAUUCAAAUGUUGCGGAAAUGAACGAAGACAUGAAGUCGCUGUCGGGUGGAGAACGUUCAUUCACCACGGUCUGUCUCAUUCUUGCCCUGUGGGAUGCGGUGGAAUCGCCAUUUCGUAUCUUGGACGAAUACGAUGUCUUCAUGGAUUUGGUGAACAGAAGAAUAAGUAUGGAUAUGAUGAUUGAGACAGCUGCACACAAAACAAAACAUCAAUUCAUUUUUCUCACACCACUAAAUAUGUCCAAUCUGAAACGCUCGCCACUGAUCCAAAUCUGUCGCAUGCCGGAUCCGGACCGAAAACAGAAUUCUCGAGAAGAAAUGGAAUGAGUCGAAUUUGGUUCAACAAAAAUUUACAAAUGCCGUUUUGGAUUAUUUAAUUAAAUAAUUUUAUUUCACAUUUCAAAUGAGCGUAGGGGAAUAUAAACAUGAUUAUCUUUAUAAGCAACAAAUGUAUUUAUCCAAUAUGUUCACUUUGUUACUUUUUUGCAACAAUAUAUUUAUCCUUUUAUGAUGAUAAAAUCAAUUUUAUGAUAAAACCAAGCUUCAAAUUUUUAUUCGUGCUUGGAAAAUUCUAUCGGUUACAAAGAUGACGACAUAAGUCCAAAAGUACAGUACUUACUUGUUAGUCCCGUAUAGUGGACGACUCCAUUUAAUAUGUGAACGUAUUUUGUAUUAUAUGGAUUAUUUUCAAUAAUUAAAAUGUAUUAAGCUAACAAGAUUAUUAUUAUUAUUUUGGACCAAAUUUUUCAUUUUUUAAAAUACACUGAAUCUGUCAAGUCUCAAUUUUGAUCAAAAAUAAAAGAACUGGUUUGAUAUUGUUAGAAUUUGUAGAUAAUUUGUUAAUAUCAUGUCCUUAGAGACUCCUCCUUGUUCAGUUUUUAAACUCAGACGUGUUUUGGCAUUAUUGCUCUCUUCAUACAGGUUUUCCUAAUGAUAAAAAUAUUGUCCAUGCACAGUAGAGUCCCAGAAACUUAACGUUUCUUACACGUAUUUGAUCCUAGUGUUCAGUUAUAAAGGUAGAAAUUAAGUUGUCGUUAUUCACUGGCGACAUUGAAUAAUAGCAUUGGUUCCAUGUGUUAACAAAGUGCCACAACAUGAACGACACUAACUCGAAAGUAACCAUCGAAUGGCCAAUAAUUUUUUAAAUUAACAUUUAGCAGCUGUAAAUAGAAAUAGUCACUAAUGGUACAUAGUUAAUACAUAUAUGAAUUUGCACACACAAUACAUUUACAAAAAUUUUGCUAUUUAGACUAGCAUUGUCAUGUGCCAUAAAACUUGACAUAUUCUGUAACUCAUCAUCUCGGUCCACAGUAAGUUGAGUUUGCUGGACCCUACCAUAUUGCCUAGAAAUUUAGCGUGACCUAAUUCAAUAGCUCUUUUUUUCGGUCUUUCUUACUACUAAUUUUGCUACAAAUCCCACUGUUGGAGACCAAGUAUGUUUGUGGCACAGAUCAUUGAAAAUAAAAUCUCUUUUGCACAUUUAACCAAGUUAACCAGUUUCUAUAUGAUUUUAAAACUAAACUCCCAAAAUUCCAUUUGACUUCAGUAUACUCUCUGAUUUUUAAAAAAGUUCCAGUCGUAUCAACAGAUACAUUGUUCAAAAAUCAAAUUUAAGCAUUGUGACUUUAUGCAUUUAUAUCUCUGUCAAGAAAGAAUCAAUAACAAUGAAAAUGUUGUUUAUGCAGAAAUUAAAAUCCUAGAGUUCCACAUAAAGGAGAAAUGAGCAAAAGAUGUUUUGACCUUUAGAUGGAGUGCUUGCAGUUUCUGAAGAUCAUGGUUAAGGAUAUUUGAGUGAAAAAAAUCCCUUGAAAUAUCAGUAAGAAUGUCUAAAUGCCUCAAUCUAAGAAUCAUGCUCUCUGACAAAUUUAGUUGUUUAAUCACCACCACUGAUUUGCUUUAAGAGUUUUCAAAUAAAAUAAUUUUCAGUUCAAGCAAGUGCAAUACAGCUUUACUCCAGACAGAACUGUUUCCAGGGGAAAUGAAACCAAAUUCUCUAGCAUACAAUGAGUUUUAUUGAAAAUCCAAUGUUUGGAGUUAUUUUUUGUAACCUACUUCUCGGAGCAAGUGGUAUAGUAAAUUUUAGAAAGUUGUCAAACUUGUCCUUUCUGUCAAACUGAACCUUUCUCACAGAUGUAGCAGAGUAAUCACAUUCUACAAAGUGGAAUGUUAAUCGGCUAACAAAGAAAUUAAUG